AUUGACCUACGCGAGGUCGCAAACACGCUUAGCCGAAUUUUCCGUCAAGAAACAAUCAUUUCCAACGACCGCUAACACACGGAAUUAGCACAACAACACAGCUAGCGUUAGCAUGCUAACGUUCAAUGGCUGCAACGAUAAAUGGAAGGAGGGUCAGAUCCGUCUUUAAACACAUUUUAAACAAAUUAGCCGCAUUUUUCUUCUCUGUCCAUGGUCUUAUUAGUAGUUUUUAAAACAUUUGUACACGUUGGUAGAAUGUAACUGUGUACAUUUGCUCUUGUACUGUAUUGAAGUACAAAUUCAGAGAACUGUACUCGAGUAUUUCCAUUAAAUUCAGCUUCAUACUUGAACUCCACCAAACUUCAGUGGAUGUUGAAUUCAAACUGUUUCCAGAUGAUACAAACUGGACUACAGAUGGUGAAGACCUGUUGAGGAGGUCCAAAUAAAGAGAUCUACACAUUCGAUUUUGUGUUAAGGUACCUUGAGGCAACAUUACCUUCAACAUCUGCUGGACUGUGACCACAGCCAUGUCGGACUCAAACAUUAUGCUGAACCUAAACUAUUCUGAUGAAGCAGCCAAGAAGAGAACUCCAGCAAGAAAUAAAAUGUGGAAAGACAGGUGUUUUCAGAAGAAGAGGCUGUAUUUACAGCGACAGGGCUACCUGGAAAACCAAAAUAAAUACAACAGCAACAUGGAACAGUCCAGACAUGGCCACGCUCCUCCGUGUCUGAAUGGAGCUUCCACAAAGUCACUUCCUGUCUCCGCACACAACAAAGGUUAUCACCCGAGCAGCAGCAAAGCCGGUGCUUCACACAGUAGCUCCAAACCUUCAACAUCCACACACAGCCUGUCUUCCUCCACCGGCCCUGGGAACACAGGAAGCUCCUUCGUCCCGUCGGUGUCAAGCAGCCAGAAACCAUCAGAAGGAAUCCCCUCAAAGUACCUCGCCUUUGACUGUGAGAUGGUUGGGACGGGACCAAAGGGGAGAAUCAGCCACCUCGCGCGCUGCAGUGUCGUGUCGUAUGACGGAGACGUGGUUUAUGAUAAGUUCAUCAAGCCCUCCGUACCCGUCACUGACUACCGCACCAGAUGGAGCGGCAUACGGCCCAGAGACCUGGUCAGCGCCAUGCCGUACUCUGAGGCCAGGAAGGAGAUCCUGAAGCUGCUGAGUGGGAAGGUGGUGAUUGGACACGCUGUCCACAACGACUUCAAGGUCCUCGGUUACUCUCACCCCACUGCCUUGACCAGGGACACGUCUCGAAUCCCUCUGCUCAACACCAAGGCCGGCAUCGCAGUGCACGAGUGUGCCUCGCUCAAGAGACUCACCAAGGCCAUCUUCAACCGUGACAUCCAGACUGGGAGGAAGGGACACUCCUCUGUGGAAGAUGCCAAAGCCACUAUGGAGCUGUACAAAGUGGUGGAGGUGGAGUGGGAGAGAGAACUGGCCUCCAAAUCAAAGCACCGUUAGUGUCUGAUGUGAGUAGACACCUUGGAAAUAAAAUAAGACUUUGGAUUGACCGCGGUGUGGCCGACUGGUGUCAGGACCUACCAGCUUCUUCUGUCCUGUCGACAUGUGAAUGAAGAUACCAGCUGCUCAUUCAGUCCGCUGGAUCAGCUUCUACCAGCUGCCUGGAUUUAAAUGUUACCAUGGGAGGAGAAUAUGAUAACAGUUUGCUUUGACGUUCAGUUCCAACAGUUAAGAUUCUUUCUCAGGGUUUGUGCUGCGUUUUCAAAAGGCGCUCCUGCCACUAGGGGGCAGUCAUGUAUUCAUUCCAGCAACAACAGCAGUUCAUCAUUGAAUCACACCAAACACUGCUUUUAUAAGUUCUCUGAGGUUUGUCGAUCAAAUCUACAGUUCAGCUGCUUCGGGACAACAUUGAACCCAGUGAAGCUUUAAACCACCUGCUCACCGUCUGAGCACGGAGGAUUUUGAGUCCGACCACUAAAAGAGAACAGACAGAUCUGUCACUUCUGAUUUUUAACUAUUUUAUUUUCUUCAAGAGAAAAAAUUAGACAAAGUUCUGUCGUACUGUUCAGCUUCGAUCAGCCAAUUAUGUUCUUCAGCUGCCCAGUCGCCAGGAAGAAAUGUUGCUUGAUUCACAUCUGUACGUGUCUUAGGUUAAGUACCAAACUAAAACUUGUGCCAGAUCUCGUUCACGGUACGUGUUUAUAACCCGGCUUUCAUAUCGGUGGGUGGAGGUAACAGGAUUUGCACUUCGAGACUGCAUUUCCUAAUUUUUUCAGUGUGAAAGCGCUGGAUAUUUUUAAGGAGACCUCAGGACAAUAUUCCAUCAGCGUAUUCAACCCUGAACAGGUUCUUGUACCUGAACUCAGUCAGAUCCCAUGUACCGAGUGGGUCUGGCAAUGUUGAAGAUGCUGUAAGCGAUGUUGUUCCUCUCACAGGACCUCCUCUUUAUGGAGGUCUCUGUCCUGAUUGGAUAAAGCGAGCAGGGAUACCAGAACCUUUCUUUUCUCUUUUACUGUAGGAGCAGGAGGAGAAGGAGAGACGCAGGUUACUGACCAGACACUCUAUAACAUCGACUACUGUUGUCAUUUUACUUUUAACUGUCAACAUUUAUUCUGGCGACUGGGUUGAGUACCGAUGUCACUCGUCCUCCUGCAUGUGGCUUUGUUUUCAGACUAACCAGGAGUUAUGCUGUUAUACAACCACUGGUCCAAAAAGGUCGUGUCGCUGUGUAGAACUUACACAAAAACAUAAUGCAACGAUCUGUUUUUAAAGAUGUUCCUGAGCCGGCGAGGUAACAUCUGUCGUACGAUCAUAUGUUGGACAGAGUGGUGAACUGAGCCUUUUAAUCACGAUACCAUCACCCGUUGAACCCGUUUACCUGUGAAAUGUUCUUCUGAAGCAGGAACAACUUUCCAAGUCUUGUUUGGAAACACGUCGCUUCCAUCAAAUCCAGAACAAGCAGAUAUUUACAAAGUUAAUGAGAUGAAGCAUUAAAUAUUUUGUCUGUUUGCUGUGAAAGAGAAGCAAAUGAUCAGAUUCAGUGUCAUUCAUGUUUUACACAGCGUGUAGCCUGUACAACAGGAUUAUAUAGGCCAGUGGACCCCACAGGAUCGAGUAUUUUGGAGAAGGAGGCCUGAUUUUUAAAAAUAAAUGUUGAUGUACCCAUGAGUCCUCUUUGGUAGCGACAGCUCAGAUGUUUUCUUCAGUAUCUCCUCACACAGACUGUCUUUAUGAAGACCACUGUGUUCAUCUGACCUCUGUACACUCUGUUAAUGUGAUUAUUGAGUCUAAUUUAAUGAAAUCUAUUUUGGAACAUGGAAGAUUUUCAAACAGUUUCUUAUGCAACAUCAGACGACUUCCGUUGUACUGUAACUCUGGGCUCUGUGUUUAACCUCAAUAAAUCAUUUCCACAAUCCGUC
Molecule: messenger RNA, 3388 nt
Organism: Acanthopagrus latus (yellowfin seabream)
Lineage: Eukaryota; Metazoa; Chordata; Actinopteri; Spariformes; Sparidae
Gene: isg20l2
Product: interferon stimulated exonuclease gene 20-like 2
Exons: 4
Coding region: 528-1469 (313 amino acids)
Cellular component (GO): nucleus
Molecular function (GO): nucleic acid binding; exonuclease activity
Source: RefSeq, a predicted model, not a curated record